CCCUACGAACCGGUUCGCCGUUCUUUCAAUGAUUUAUAUUUCAUUCCCGUGCGAAACAAGUUCUUGGAAAGCCCUCCAGUAAAGCUACAAGGGAAAAGCCUUUAUCGGGACGUAGCGUUCAGCCCAAAAUAGGGAGGUUGCGAGCAGAUUUCCGGCGAGCUCGUCUUUUCCGUUUUUCACACAACUAAGCACUGCUAGUCAAGCUCGUUUUUUUUUAGCUCGCUUUUCCGUAUUUCACGCAACUAGCGCCUGUUAGCUGGUCAGCAGGCUUAUAUCAUCCUAGUCCUGACAGGACAGAUUUUUGCACUCACCACCCCACACUGUUUUUGGUUGUCACUGCGGUAUCGAGGCUAUCCUGGGUACAACAACAGUUUGCAAGACGUAAAGGUGAUCACAGAUCAGGUCCGUGUUAUUUCGUGACGGGAAAUUCUCCUCAAUAUCCUUCAGAUGUGAUGAUGAGGGAGCCUUCCACAGAGGAGUUUUUUGACUAUCUAUUCAAGAUCGUGCUCAUAGGUGACCCGGGAGUGGGUAAAACUUGUAUUGUACAACGUUUUCGUAGCGGGACAUUCGUCGAAAGAUAUGGCUCAACCAUCGGAGUUGACUUCACAAUGCGAUCCGUACAAGUCGAUAACAAGAAAAUUAAGCUUCAAAUAUGGGAUACAGCCGGCCAAGAGCGUUUUAGAACAAUAACACAAAGCUACUAUCGAAGUUGCAAUGGUGUGAUUAUCGCAUAUGACAUUACUAAAUGUGACACAUUCAAAAAUGUUAUCAGAUGGGGUGAAGAUGUACAAAAAUAUGCUCCUCAAAAUGCUAUUAAAUUACUUGUUGGCAACAAGAAGGACUUGGAGAGGGAAAGAGAAGUUUCUAUAGAGGAUGCUGUCAACUGUGCCUCACAUUAUGGGAUGUUGGAUGUGUUGGAAACCUCAGCCAAGGAUGCAACUAAUAUUGAAGCAGCAUUUUAUCGGCUGGCGAGAGAGCUAAAAAAUCGAUGUGAAGAGGGCUCUGGUCUUGAAAACAUUGAUGAUGGUGGCAUAACACUGGAUUCUAGACAGGUCCAUAGAAAGUGGAGCUGUUGUACCUGACUGCAAGUUGAAAUGAAUAAACAAAGUGAAAUUUUCAAUACCAAGAUGCUAGGUCUUUAAUGAUAAUUACAAAGCUGUGUGUCUAAACAUUUUAUUAUUGUUAGGUAAGUCAGAGGAUUGGGGUUUAUUUAAAGAUCAUCUUAUUUAUGGAUAUAAUUCAAAACAAAUUAUAAAAUUACAUAUGGAUAGUUUGGAGUUCACUGAAGCCAAGAUUUGCUGGGUGAUACAAUAGUAUAAACUACUUUUGGUGGCUGAAGGGUAGGUGGGUUCCCAUCACUAUCCUGCUAACAGAGUGUGAGUCCUUUUUGCCUUAAUGCAGUCUACUCGCCGAUUCCUGAUUUCAAAACACGAGUAGCCAAACCCAUGAACACAAAUCCAGGAAUAUGGCCUGCUGGCCAGCUCUCAUUUGGGAUUAUUUGGAAAUGUUUUGUUGCAGAAUAUUGGGAAUCAUGUGAUGCCACAAAGGCUGAAUUGCGCUAGGAUUCCAUAUUUGAAAACAAAACAUUUCUGACUAAACCCUGAAUGAGAGCUGGUUUAGAACAAUGAGUAACACUAAGGAAAAUUAUGCUGACCCACCCCUAGCUAAGAACAUAAAAGAGAUCUUAAUCUCAAAUGGUGUCCUUUUUUGUAAUUUUAUGAAAGAAUUUUAUGGAUUAGAUGAUACUGGUGAGCUGAAAUUAUGUGGGAUGAAAAAUAUUCUGUUAAUCUUUUCUUCCAACAAACUGUCAUGGCAAGGGAAGUCAUGGCCAAACCAAUGUUAAAAAAAUAGCAUGCUUAUUCAUAUGGAAUGAAACUUUUCAGAACUUUCCUGUAUAUGUACAUUAAAGAGAUAUGUACUCAGCAUGUUUAUUUUUAUAUGUAUUUUUAACUACUCGAUAGCCAUGCUUUAAAAUAGUUUUUAAAUUAAAAAAACACACAUCCUUUCCAGGAAAUUAAAAUUUUAAACCUGGAAAACCACUUAUUUUACCUAAGUGGGAUUUUUAGCUCACAUUUAUGUAUAUAAAUUGUUCUAAAAAAAGAUACACCCUUUUCAAUAGGGGUCAACGCGAACAGCAGAUGGCAAUUGCCAAAUGGCCAUUUUAUAACUGAAAGGUGUUUAUGUGUAGUAACUAUUUGAAAAAAUAAAGGUUAUAAAAUAUUUUAUAAAAAGGGUAUGUUGUAUGUUUUAUUUAUAUUUUCUGAAUUUCAGUCUCCGAACUGCCGUUUAUCAAUCACGAUUUGCUGUUUGCACUGACGUUUUUUUUUUGUUCAAUAGGUGAAUACAAUCAGGAUGUAUAUGCACUUGUUCAUUUUGAGGGGUUUAUAUAACAUACUUCAGUUUUACAAAGUAAAUAUUUUUAGCCAUGUGUUCAAAAAAAACAUUCUUACCAUAAGAGCACCAAAACUGAUGCGAAGAUGAUAAAGAGAAAAAGACUUCACUGAUUUCCGUACUGCUACAGGUCUACAAAAAAAACAUUCUUACCAUAAGAGCACCAAAACUGAUGCAAAGAUCAUAAAGAGAAAAAGACUUCACUGAUUUCCGUACUGCUACAGGUCUACAAAGCUCACUGUUAUAAAUUUAUUUAUAUUAUGUGAAUAGUUUAGUUCAAACCAAUAUUUGUUAUUACAAGGGUAUUAUCAUUAAAAUGUUUUACGAGGGCA
Messenger RNA from Nematostella vectensis (starlet sea anemone), 2723 nucleotides. Its product is annotated as ras-related protein Rab-43. The record is from RefSeq and is a predicted model, not a curated record. Gene Ontology annotation, cellular component: trans-Golgi network. Gene Ontology annotation, molecular function: GTPase activity; GTP binding. The coding region runs from base 453 to 1082 and encodes 209 amino acids. Lineage: Eukaryota; Metazoa; Cnidaria; Anthozoa; Actiniaria; Edwardsiidae. The transcript is spliced from 3 exons.